AUGUUCCUAUGGAGAGUGUUUCAUAACGCCAUACCAGUUGGAGAGGUCCUUGCAGCUCGACAUAUCCCAGCAGACCUCCUAUGCAAGAGAUGCGGAACUCCAGAAUCUAUUAAUCACCUUUUAUUUCACUGCCCUUUUGCAAAGAAGACUUGGGCUCUAACUCCUUUUGCGAUAGGUUUUGAAUAUAGUGGAUUGAUAGAAUUAAGGGAUGUUUGGCUUGAUCUGUGUGGAAAAACCUGUUUACCCCCCACGGGAAUAGCUACCGAAUUAGCUCCUUGGGUCAUUUGGCAACUCUGGACAGCGCGUAAUAAGCUUAUAUUUGAAGGAAAAGCGAUCUCGGAAGAGGAGGCGGUGACAAACGCCUUAAGUCUUGCAAGAGAAUGGCUAGAGGCUCAGGGACCCAAGACCACGCACAAACCUCGGCCCCGACCCCCCAACUGUAGUGUUUUAAACUCGGAUGCCGCUUGGAAAGCAGAAUCGAAGCUUGCUGGAUUUGGUUGGACCAUUACAGAGGCAACGGGAACCGUCUCCUUCACAGGAUACGAGAGUUUUGUGGGAUCAGCGCUGGUGGCCGAGGGACUAGCAAUGAGGGAAGCCUUAGCUGGAUGCAAAGAAAGAGGUAUAAGGAGGGUGAUCUGCGAAUCGGACUCGUCACAGCUAAUCAAAGCCAUCGACGCGGGUGGUGAGAAGCCAGAAAUCUUUGGAAUUGUAGCAGAUAUUUGUGAGCUGGCUAGCUCUUUUGAUGUGAUUAAUUUCGUUUGGAUUCCUAGGGAGAAAAAUGUUAAUGCUGAUAGACUGGCAAAACUUUGUUUGGUAGAGGUUGAAGCUUUUAUGGCUGUCAACUAA
This is a messenger RNA of Brassica rapa (field mustard), 846 nucleotides long. RefSeq lists its product as uncharacterized. NCBI's taxonomy places the organism in Eukaryota, Viridiplantae, Streptophyta, Magnoliopsida, Brassicales, Brassicaceae. Gene Ontology annotation, molecular function: nucleic acid binding; RNA-DNA hybrid ribonuclease activity. The record is from RefSeq and is a predicted model, not a curated record.